Molecule: messenger RNA, 1551 nt
Organism: Tetranychus urticae (two-spotted spider mite)
Lineage: Eukaryota; Metazoa; Arthropoda; Arachnida; Trombidiformes; Tetranychidae
Gene: Dph1
Product: diphthamide biosynthesis 1
Biological process (GO): protein histidyl modification to diphthamide
Molecular function (GO): 2-(3-amino-3-carboxypropyl)histidine synthase activity
Source: RefSeq, a predicted model, not a curated record
CAUAGGAGUCUUGGUAAAAAUGUGAUGUUUACUAUUUUUCUAGCCAUCUUAAAUCUAAUUUGUUACCGAAUUUAUUUCAAUGGAUUAUCAGUGAUUAUCGAUUAAUUGUUUCCAUUCACAACAAUUUGAUGAUAACUAAGGAGUUUGAUCUAAACAACAUAUCUCAUUGGUUCUUAUUGAUUUAAUAGCGUGAGGCCAAGUUUAUAUCAUCUUGAUAAUGGAUCACGAAUGUAUUGUUGUUGCUGCUAAACCUGUAGAGGAAAGGAAAACUAUUUCUAGAAAAACUGAACAGCAUUCAUCAUCAUCAGUGCCUUAUGAUAUUCUCAAUGAUCCAUCAUUGAAUUAUCAAAUUAAGGUUAGUCUACCCAGCAAUUACAAUUUUGACAUACCUCGUAUUAUUUGGAAAAUGCGUGAAACUGGAUCAAAUCGAGUUGCUCUUCAAUUCCCAGAAGGACUUUUCAUCUUCUCUACAGCAAUAGCUACAAUUAUUGAACAGUUUACAGAUGCCACUGCGUUUAUUAUCGGAGAUGUUACUUAUGGUGCCUGUUGUGUUGAAGAUUAUCUAGCUUCCUUGGCGAAUUGCACACUUUUAGUACAUUUUGGCCAUUCAUGUUUGAUACCUUUCAAUAACAUAGUCUCAGGAGUAAAGGUCCUCUAUAUAGUUGUUGAGAUACAGUUUGAUUAUUGGAAUUUCAUCGAAACCGUCAAACUAAAUUUUGAAGAUAAAAAGCACGAGAAUAUAGCUGUUUUUGGGACUAUCCAGUUCAUAGAUUCAGUUAAUAAAGCGGUCCAAGAACUAAACACAGAAGGUUACAACAUGGUUGUCCCUCAAAUCAGACCUUUAUCUCGUGGAGAAAUUCUUGGCUGUACUGCUCCUAUUCUUGAUCGUAAUACGUCGAUAGUGUUAUUUGUUGCUGAUGGAAGGUUCCAUAUGGAAGCUGUGAUGAUUGCUAAUCCUUGGGUUGCAACAUAUUACAAAUACAACCCUUACGAUAAAUGUAUCACCAUUGAAUCAUACGAUUAUCCUGAAAUGAUCACACAAAGACGCAGAUCUAUUGCCCAAGCAGUUAAAGUUCUUGAAAAAGGUGGUGUAUUUGGAUUCAUUUUAGGAACUUUGGGUAGACAAGGGAGUCCUAAAGUUCUUGAAAAUAUGGUCAAUAGAUUUAAAAAGGAAGCUCCAAACUGUCAACACGUAACUUUAUUAAUACCAGAAAUCAAGCCACCAUUGUUGAAAGAACUGGGUGACUCUGUAGAUAUUUGGGUUCAAACAUCAUGCCCUCGCCUUAGUAUUGAUUGGGGUGAUGAAUUCAAAGACCAUCCAUUGUUAAACCCUUAUGAAUUUAAUCUAACUAUGGACUCAUUUAUGAAUAGUAAACCAAGUGAAACAAUUUUAAGCAGUCAAGAAAAAAAUGGCUAUCCAAUGGACUUUUAUGCUUCAGCUUCCCUUGGUAACUGGACUCCAAUUCAUCGCUGCAAUAAAACUUGUGAUUGUAAAUAAAAGGGCGAACAUUUCCUUCAUUGAUUUAAUAAAUUGUUAUUUUGCGACAUUUA